GGCCUUGAAGCCCGCCCAGCGCCCAGCGCCAGUUAGGACUCAGUGCCAGUACCGGUGCCCGCCUCUCGCGCCUUGCCGAAUAACCAUUGCGAGCCCUCCGCCCGCAUUUUCGAAAGGCCGAGCCACAAACUCUCCUCCACCAUCGCAAUCGAAAGCCUCAAGCCUGUCUUGUGCGCACCAAGUCAUAUAGGACUCUACACAACCUGCACCUCGCAGUCAUCCAUUGACGAUCUUCUUCUCAGUCACCGACUCCCCGUACCUUUCACUGCAGACCGAAAUACCUCGAUUCCUUGCUGUGCGACUUAGGCCUCUUCUCCUCGUAGCAACAUUUCCCCACGUCCGCCGCCUGUCCUCUUUCCAGCGAAACACCAAACACCAUUCGAGCACUGUCUGCCUCUGUCCUACCUGACAAAGUCGUGCUACACCAGUCACCUCUCUGUUGACACCAUAUCUGCCGUGAAAAUUCAACGCCCUCCUGUCGGCUUCGACUCCUGCGCCCGCCGUCUUACAGAAGCAACGAGCUUUCACCACAACACACUCGACCUGCGCUCACCCGGCGUCGCUGAGAAGAACCACACACUUGGGGGCUCCAUUACUUGCUACUGCGCCGGCUCGACGUGAUUCUGCAUCUGCUGGGAUACCGCCUGGUCUUGAUCGCCGGGUUUGCAUGAACACCGCCUGUCAACUGGGUCAUUGCUUCAAGCCAGGAGGACCCAUUUUUCGGUGUCGUGUCACUGUUGGCGUCUUCGUGCGAGCCCUUGUGCAGCCUGCAUGAUCUGGCACUCCUUGAUGGUCUACUUAUAACAUCAUGACGGCCUCUGAUGUCGAAGAUGGCCACUCUCGUUCGGCCUCUCCCGAAGACAGUGGCACCGAACACGUUCAGGAUAUCAUGGCCGAACGACAACCCAGGGACGAGAAGCCCAAACCGAACGGUUCGACAUCCACCAAUCCAAAAGAUCCUUCCCGUCCUAGACGGAAGAAGGCCCGCAGAGCAUGUUACGCCUGCCAGCGUGCUCAUUUGACUUGUGGUGAUGAACGCCCAUGUCAGAGGUGCAUCAAACGGGGUCUGCAAGAUGCUUGCCAGGAUGGAGUCAGGAAGAAGGCAAAAUAUCUACAUGACGCUCCGAACGAGGCUCUCAUGCCUGGUGUUGCUGGAAAUCUCUUCAAUCACCCUGCCACGAAAAGAAGUUCAACCAUCACCACUGAUACGUCUCCACAACAGCCUUUCUUCCAGCAGCCGCAAACCUUCAACGGCUUUCAGAAUUCCUCGCAGCAGAUGCCUCCUCCGUUGGUGCACGAACGGAGCAUGAGCGCUGCAAGUUUUUCCCAGCAAUCACCACUGAAUAACAACUUUAGCGGCAUCACAACACAGGUACAUUUGCAGAGUCCCGUCCUCGGCCAGGAGCAAUCAGCUGCCAAUGGAAUGAAUGCCGCUCCUUGGCCUGGCACAGGCUAUGAUGACCCGUCUAUGUUCAACUUCGAUAUUGCAAGCAUGAAUUUUGGCAAUCACUAUGGUGCGCUGGAGUUUGGUAUGCUUGGACACAUGGCAACAAACGCCGGCGAGACACCUCCCAGCGACACGGCCACCCAUCGAGGCUCUAUGACGCAACAGUACCGAAUGCCCCUAGGAAGCUUCAGUGAGAGCCCCACCGCUCGUCAUCAGCUUUACAACGAAGCAACGAUGCUGUCCGACUGGUCCAACAACAGUACUGACCCGUAUGGUGCUCACAAUCGUCAUAUGGCGCCGAAUGCCUUCACAAUAGAAUCGAGUGCUGCCCAUUGGACUUCUCCCGAUACCAAUGGCACCCCCAGCAACGGUGUCAAGUUUGAAGAUUCUCCCCUCUUGACUAACCAAGGCCUGCAAGUUCCUCCGACGAGCGUGGAGAAUGGGUAUCUGAACCAGUCGAACAGUGCUUCCGAUAAUCGACUUCGGCAGCCACCACCUAUUUCCACUCCACAACUCAAGGCGAAGUCUCAAUUGCCAGUCAAGUCAUUGAAACGACCUCGAGAUCCAUCCUCAAUCUACACGUCCGUUACUCAACCUCACUCGUACACUGCUGGCUUUCAUACUCUGGUUGCCUACUUACAGAAACGGUUCGCCACGCAUCCCUCCAAGACGCUUGCGAUUGCAAAAUCGUUGGCGUCGAUCCGGCCUUCGUUUAUUGCUACUACCAAGACUUUGAAUCGGGAAGACCUUAUUUUCAUGGAGAAAUGUUUUCAACGGACGCUAUGGGAGUAUGAAGGGUUCAUUGAAGGGGUGGGGACUCCAACCAUUGUUGCCCGAAGGACGGGCGAGAUCGCAGCUGUGGGCAAAGAAUUCCAGAUACUCACGGGCUGGACCAAGAGUGUCCUGCUUGGUCGAUCUCCAAAUCUCAACGUGAACCGGGGGCAUUCGGGGUCCACUCCUGCCGGCGGAUCUGGUAGCAAUACUGCAUCAAGGACGACAGGUUUCAACACGCCGACACAGCGGAACGUUGCUGAGACAGAAAACGGCGAGAAACGAACGCAGCCGGUGCUACUUGCCGAGUUGCUGGACGAUGACUCGGUCGUGCAAUUCUACGAAGACUUCGCCAGGCUUGCCUUUGGCGACAGUCGUGGCAGCGUGCUCGGAAGGGGCAAGCUCCUGAAAUACCGAACAAAGGACGAUGAAAUCGCCCAGAAUCUCAACGCUGAAGCCGAAGCACGGAAUGACGAUGGCAAAAGCAACGGCACGGAUAGUCGCCGUCAAGAUGGCCAUUCCCGCAAAAUCGACGUGAAGAAAGAUGGCAUUUCUGGCGAAAAGGGAAUGCAGAAGUUGGGUUCGGCAGAUGGGAAGGUCGACUGCACAUAUUGCUGGACGGUCAAACGGGAUGUUUUUGAUAUCCCCAUGCUUAUUGUUAUGAAUUUCUUGCCUUGUAUAUAGGCGGCAAAAGUUUUUGCGUUGACUGGGAUUGGAGUUAAUUCCAUGGCUUCUAACCCACCGGUAGCUACGAACGAAAUGGGACGGGGUAAAGGCAUAACUACACCUAGGUGAGGAAUUGCGAGUGUCAUCUUGCCGCUGGCUGGGAGGGACAGUUCGACAUAGCCUCGGACAUUGUAAGGGAUGCAGCAUCUAUCUGUCUGCGUGGUAAAUGCAAGAUUUCUAUACCAUCAUGCUCGAAAGACAAGAGCAAUUUGCAGACAAAUUCUAUCGUUGUUGACGUCUAUCUUUUGGUCAUGUACCGGCCCUCCAGCUCUCGGGGGGCGAAGUCUUGUGUCAGUCGUUCUCAUCACGUCGGCUCUAGUUC
Messenger RNA from Exophiala xenobiotica, 3266 nucleotides. RefSeq lists its product as uncharacterized. Bases 809 to 2902 code for a protein of 697 amino acids. NCBI's taxonomy places the organism in Eukaryota, Fungi, Ascomycota, Eurotiomycetes, Chaetothyriales, Herpotrichiellaceae. The record is from RefSeq and is a predicted model, not a curated record. Gene Ontology annotation, biological process: cellular response to starvation; regulation of DNA-templated transcription. Gene Ontology annotation, molecular function: zinc ion binding; DNA-binding transcription factor activity, RNA polymerase II-specific; RNA polymerase II transcription regulatory region sequence-specific DNA binding. The transcript is spliced from 3 exons. Gene Ontology annotation, cellular component: nucleus.